Dovyalis caffra is the source of this 240-nucleotide messenger RNA. Lineage: Eukaryota; Viridiplantae; Streptophyta; Magnoliopsida; Malpighiales; Salicaceae. The record is from the annotation of a GenBank genome assembly.
GAACCGACCAACCUUAAUAAUGAGAAGACAAGACUUAAAGUAGAGAUUGAUAAGCUCAUAAUUGAUGAGAAGAUGAGACUUAAAGUGAAGAUUAAUGAGCUCAUGACUAAAAGGGUGCUCACAAUUGAUGAGAAGAUGAGACUUAAAGUAGAGAUUGAUGAGAAGAUAAGACUUAAAGUGAAGAUUAAUGAACUCAUGAUCGAAAGGGUGAUUCUAGAGGAAUUCAAAGAAAUGACUUGA